AUGGUGCAACGUGUUGAUCCAGAUUACACUAACAGGUCCAAGAAAUUCCUGCUCACUGCGGGCGAUAGGAAGGAUGCAUUUGAGCGGCAGUACAAUCACGUUUACAUGUCUCGACUGGAUUUAUUUAAAUCGCGAAUACUCGAUGCUGGAAAGAAAGAAUUAGGUGAUGAAAUGGUGUACAAACAAUUGGAAGAUUUGGAGAUGCAUGAAAAAGCGUUUGUUAUUGGAAUCAUCGAGAAAAGAAUCAGCAAGAGGCCUAGCGUGUUGAAAGAGAUUGCUGAAGAUGAGAUGGUCUUGCCGGAGGACUACGACCCGGACGAGAUGAUGUCGAUUGUGUCAAAUAAGGACUUUUUAGAGUUCGAAGACGAGAAGCAGAUUGUGAAGUUAGAAGGAAAUAUCUCGAUGGAUGAAGUAGCUACUGGGUGCACUGUAGGACUGUAUGGAUCUCAGGUGAAAUCUGAUGUUUUCGAAGUGGAGAAAGUAAUAUGGCCAACGCCCUGUCCUCAACGCCCAUGGCCAGCCGAGAAAAGUAGAGGAGUCAUAGCGUUCCUAUCAGGUCUUGAGCUCGCUGGUGAUGCCGUCAAUGAUAAACCGGUGUCUACAGCAUUUGAAAAAAUGACGCGUUGGUUGAAUGGCGAAUCUACACCUGAGCCUCAUCUUUCGUCACUUUCUUCUCGUGUGGAAAGAUUGGUUGUGCUUGGAGAAUGCAUUGCAGUUGGACAGGUAUGA
Molecule: messenger RNA, 729 nt
Organism: Cooperia oncophora
Lineage: Eukaryota; Metazoa; Nematoda; Chromadorea; Rhabditida; Trichostrongylidae
Source: the annotation of a GenBank genome assembly